AUGGCUUACGAUCCGGAAAAAGGCCUCGACGAGGCUAACAUCACCACCGUUGACGAAAAUUCCUCAGGGAGGUCCGCCGAUAAUGAAAUUUUCGAGCAGGGGACUGGCCCUUUCGCCAGGAUGCGCGCGUUUGAGGCGCGAAUGGACAAGAAAUUGGGUAUUGAGUCUGAGGCCAUCACUCGCAAACGGCCCGAGGAGAAGAGAAAGGUCCAUUGGGUGGAGGAAUUAUCCAUGGCAUUGCUCUGGGCCAGUGGUACCAUGAACACCUCUUGCUUCGCGACUGGAUUUCUUGGAUGGGAAUUUGGAUUGACUCUCAAGCAAUCAAUUCUACUCACUAUUUUCGCCUCCAUGAUUGCUUCCUGCCUUACCGGAUUUUGCGCGACUUUUGGUGCCGCGACUGGUUUGCGCCAGAUCAGUGUGAGUCGAUACAGUUUCGGUUGGUGGCCAAAUAAGUUGGUCGCCAUAUUGAAUGGUAUUCAACAACUUGGAUGGGCAGCUGUCUCCUGUAUUACAGGAGGUCUAGCCUUGACCGCCGUGUCUGAUGGGCACGUCUCUUUGAUCUUGGGUAUUGUCAUUCUCGCCGUCGUGGCUUUACUCAUCUCAUUUGUGGGAUUGAACGCUAUUCUCAUCUAUGAACGAUAUGCUUGGUUUGUCUUCUUCAUCAUUUUCAUGAUCAUCUUCGGCCAGACUGGAAAAUAUGCCGAUAACACAUCGCCCCCUACCGUCAGCGGGCUCACCUUCUCAGGCGCUUGUCUGAAUCUCUUUGCCGUUGUCUAUGGAUCCAGCGCCUCAUGGUGCACAAUGGCUAGUGACUACUAUGUUCACUACCCCACCAACGUGAAUCGCGUCAAGGUAUUCCUCAUGACUACCUUUGGUAUCUGUAUCCCCACCUCCAUCGGCAUGGUAGCUGGUUGUGUCGUCGCUUCUGCAUUGAACAACAAGCCCGAAUGGGCAGAUACAUACGACAAUCAAGGAGUCGGAUAUCUGAUUCAAGAAAUGCUCUACCCUCAUGGCUUUGCAAAAUUCCUCCUCACACUCCUCGUUCUCUCCGGAAUCAACGUCAACGUCAUCAGUAUCUACAGUUCCGCCAUUUCUUUCCAACAAAUCUCAAGACCUUUCGCUCGUAUCCCUCGAUUCAUCUGGACCCUUUUCUGCUUCGCUUUGAUUCUUGCCCUAUCCAUUGGCGGCCGACAGAAGCUGAACACUUAUCUACAGGAUUUCCUGAGCUUGCUGGGAUAUUGGUGUACCAGCUAUGCUGUGAUUCUUUUUGAGGAACACUACAUCUUCCGUAAGGGCAGAUAUGAGAAUUACGAUUUAGAAGGAUGGAAUGAUCCAUCCAGACUGCCCCUGGGUAUUGGCGCUGGUGUCGCCUUCGGGCUUGGAAUUGUCGCGUGGGUCAUGGGUAUGGAUGAGACAUGGUUCGUUGGGCCUCUUGCUAAGUUGAUCGGAGAUGCUGGAGGCGAUGUCGCUAACCAGUUUACGUUUGUCGUGACGGCUUUGACAUACAUACCGGCAAGAUAUUUGGAGAUGAAGUAUGUGGGCCGGUAA
This is a messenger RNA of Penicillium angulare, 1548 nucleotides long. Its product is annotated as putative nucleoside transporter. The record is from RefSeq and is a predicted model, not a curated record. Bases 1 to 1548 code for a protein of 515 amino acids. Gene Ontology annotation, biological process: transmembrane transport. Lineage: Eukaryota; Fungi; Ascomycota; Eurotiomycetes; Eurotiales; Aspergillaceae. Gene Ontology annotation, cellular component: fungal-type vacuole membrane; plasma membrane. Gene Ontology annotation, molecular function: transmembrane transporter activity. The transcript has a single exon.